Messenger RNA from Habropoda laboriosa, 895 nucleotides. Its product is annotated as cytochrome b-c1 complex subunit Rieske, mitochondrial-like. Gene Ontology annotation, molecular function: 2 iron, 2 sulfur cluster binding; quinol-cytochrome-c reductase activity. NCBI's taxonomy places the organism in Eukaryota, Metazoa, Arthropoda, Insecta, Hymenoptera, Apidae. The record is from RefSeq and is a predicted model, not a curated record. The transcript has 3 exons. Bases 118 to 792 code for a protein of 224 amino acids. Gene Ontology annotation, biological process: mitochondrial electron transport, ubiquinol to cytochrome c. Gene Ontology annotation, cellular component: membrane.
ACGUCGUUACGUCGUUACGUUUUUCUUGCGAACAAACAAAAAAAGAUCGUUUCUUUCGUCUUCGUGAUCGCACUCGAUUCUUUCGAAAAAGUAACCGCGAAUCGUAGUCAAAGAGAAAUGUCGCGCCUCUUCUUCGCCGCUAUGCGAUCCUUCGAAAAUUGCUUCGGCCUGUCGAUGUUCUCUUUAAAAACUCGGUACGCGCACACCGAUUUACCGGAAAUCGACUUUCAAGAACAUCGACGGAAAUCGCUAGAGGACCCAAACGUGUCUGCCAUGCGAACCGUCGAUCAACGAAGAGUAACAACUUACGCGAUGAGUUUCGUGGCCGGUGUUGCUGGAAUGUAUGGAUUAAAGUCUCACAUGUUGCAUUAUCUGUUAUUUUUAUCACCAUCGCGCGACAUCAUGGCAGAAGCACAAAUUGAAAUUAGUUUGCAAGAUAUCACGGAGGGAAAAGUCGCUGUAUUCAAGUGGCAUGAUAAACCAAUCUUCGUUUACCAUCGUCCGCAAUCCAUUAUAGAACAAGAACAGCAAGUGAACAGCGUGGAACUGAGAGAUCCUGAAAGAGACGAGCAAAGAGUCCAGCGACCACAGUGGUUAAUAGUAAUUGGGAUUUGCACGCAUCUUGGUUGCAUACCUAUUCCUAACGCCGGUAUCAUUCCUGGGGGAUUUUAUUGUCCGUGUCACGGCUCUCAUUUCGAUGGAGCUGGUCGCAUACGCAGAGGACCAGCACCUACAAACUUGGAAAUACCCCCGUACAAUUUCAUCACCGACCAUACCAUUCGCAUUGGAUAAGUCAAUUCUAUUAUCUUAUACUCUGUUCUAGUCACCACGACAUCGCUCCAUGUUUCUUCAUUCUAUUUCAGUAGAAAAUAAACAGAUUUUUGACAAACCUUCC